Molecule: messenger RNA, 1242 nt
Organism: Vicugna pacos (alpaca)
Lineage: Eukaryota; Metazoa; Chordata; Mammalia; Artiodactyla; Camelidae
Source: RefSeq, a predicted model, not a curated record
AUGUCCCUGAAGAAGGCCCUGAUUCUAGGGGCCGUCACUCUGGCCGCCAUGAUAAGCCCGGGUGGAGGUGAAGACAUCGUGGCUGACCACGUGGGCACUUACGGCACAAAUGUCUACCAGACAUACGAUGCCUUUGGCCAGUUUACGUUUGAAUUUGAUGGCGAUGAGCUAUUCUACGUGGACCUGGAAAAAAGGGAAGUAGUCUGGCGGCUGCCUGAGUUUAACAAUCUUACCAAGUUUGAAACCCAGAGUGCCCUGAGAAACAUUGUUAUGUCAAAAAGAAAUUUGGACAUCUUGAUAAAAAAAUCCAACUUUACACCUGCCACCAAUGAAAUCCCUGAAGUGGCCGUGUUUCCCAAGUCUUCCGUGAUCCCGGGAAUUCCCAACACCCUCAUCUGUCACGUGGACAACAUCUUUCCCCCCGUGAUCAACAUCACUUGGUUUCGCAAUGGACGCUUCGCAGAAGGUAUCACCGAGACCACAUUCUACCCCAAGAGCGACCACUCCUUCCGCAAGUUGAGUUACCUCACUUUUCUUCCCUCCGCUGCCGAUUUCUAUGACUGCAGGGUGGAGCACUGGGGCCUGGACGCACCGCUCGUCAAGCACUGGGAGCUUGAGAUUCCGACCCUUGUGUCAGAGCUGACAGAGACUGUGGUCUGCGCCCUGGGGUUGGCCAUGGGCCUCGUAGGCAUCGUGGUGGGCACUGUCCUCAUGAUCCGAGGCCGGCACUCAGGUGGUCCCUCCAGACACCGAAGGGCCACGUGACUCAUGGCCUGGAAAACUGGAAGGUAAGAAUCAGAUGCAUAAGAUCUGGAAAGAUGUUACCACAGGUGGUGACAGCAAGGGUGGAAAACUGGCAUCCAGGAUACAUAAAUGUGUUUGAAUAAUUGUGGGCAAAUUGGAGAUGGGUUGACCUUGGGUCGGGAGCACAGGACCUGUCAAUCUCAUGCUGGUUGCUGUUUCGGGUAAUCAGCCUUUACAAGAAAAGAGAGGAAUGGUUCAGACUCUAGUUCCCUGUUUGGUCUUGAUAUAUAACUUACACGUGCUCCCUGUUCCACCUCAUCCACAUCCCUGUUUCCCUGUUUGAGUGGAAUUUAUGGAGAGAUUUUCCUUCAAAGACCACUGACCCUUAUGAAUUCUUCCAGCUUAGUCUUCAAUUCAUCACCUACGUUUCACAGGCAGACCUGGACCGUUCUACCCAGCCACCUAGUUCUUGGUCACGCUAAUCCAAUAUCUGUGCCA